This is a messenger RNA of Klebsormidium nitens, 604 nucleotides long. Lineage: Eukaryota; Viridiplantae; Streptophyta; Klebsormidiophyceae; Klebsormidiales; Klebsormidiaceae. The record is from the annotation of a GenBank genome assembly.
AUGGCAAGGAAUCACCGAGCGAGGUUGAAUCACAGGGCUUUGCAUAGCUUGCCGGUGAACAGUGGUGUCAAGCCGGGCGCUUAUCCGCAGCCUCGCUUCUGGACGUAUCUAACAGUGGAAGACAGGAGCCGCUUGGAUCUCCAAAGUUUCUUCCAAGGGAAGUCAUAUGCUGCGCGAAUCGUCCAGGACAAGUAUGGGUACACGCUUAUGAUGGGAGAGCUAUCAUGGGUGCUCAUGACCAGACCAACCAAAGAGGAGUGUGUAAUGCGCAUCCGCCAUUACCUGCCAGACCUUCUGAGGCAGCACUUUGAGCAUGGCUCCGUUCCCCCUGUUCCCAGCCUCAGCUACGAUGAGUGCCGCAGCAGGCCUUAUUCUGAUGACGAAAGCGAGUUCAGGAUCGUCGAGGAUAUCUGGAUAAUGGUGGAUUUCUCCCUCCCAGGCGAAGAGGAAGCCAUGAAGGACUUCCGAGCGCCAAGUAGCAACCAAUCAAGGGUAGCUGGGACUUGAUAUCAUAAACGCGUGCAACUGGAGUAGCUAGUGGUCUUACUAAGUCUAUCUUAUUCUGGCACAACACUUCAAUAAAGCUUGCUAGCUGAGAUAUUUC